AUGCACAAUUUGGCAUUCCAACAAGUCGGGAACACCAACAAAGGCGAAUAUGACGCUGACGAAGCGUUGGUAGUCGCUCGUGUUAUUCAACAAAUGCGUGAGGGUGUCAACGGUGGUAUCAAUGGGCAAGACGGAGUCUCGUUCAUUCAGCAAUACUAUCUGAAUAAAGGACUGAAGAUAUUCAAGGAGCGAGGUAAAGACGCGGCCAUGAAAGAACUUGACCAACUGAUCAAGCGCAGUUGCUGGACACCGAUCAGUAUUGAGAAACUAAGACCGACCGAAAGAAAGAAGGCCAUAGAUGCAAUGAUGCUACUGGCCGAAAAGAAUGAUGGCGUGACAAUCACGCUGUGUAUUCAAAGGUAA
Messenger RNA from Cylindrotheca closterium, 363 nucleotides. NCBI's taxonomy places the organism in Eukaryota, Bacillariophyta, Bacillariophyceae, Bacillariales, Bacillariaceae. The record is from the annotation of a GenBank genome assembly.